UCAGCCUCCCUCCCCUCCCCCCCUCGCUUUAACGUCUCCUGAGGGACUAAUAUGGUCGCCAGCGAUGGAGCCGGCCAGGCCAGACUGCCCGUUCCAGCACUUAAUUGAGCUAUUGAAGGACAGUACAGGAAAGAAAUUCUACAACGUCGCUAAACUCGGAGGCACCAAAUAUGAUAGCCUGCCUUACUCCGUACGGGUCCUGUUGGAAGCCGCCGUCCGCAACUGGGAUGGCUUCCUAGUGAAAGAAGAAGACGUGAUGAAUAUCUUGGACUGGAAAACAAAACAGAACCAGGUUGAAGUGCCCUUCUGUCCCGCCAGGGUUCUCCUCCAAGAUUUUACUGGGAUUCCUGCAAUGGUGGAUUUUGCCGCUAUGAGGGAAGCUGUGAAAAAUCUUGGAGGAGAUCCCAUGAGAGUUCACCCUGCCUGCCCAACAGAUCUCACCGUGGACCAUUCUUUGCAGAUCGACUUCAGUAAAUGUGCAAUACAGAACACUCCCAAUCCUGGAGGCGGCGAUCCGCAGAGGCCGCCGGCAAAACUGUCCCCGCUGAAAGCGCCCUGCAGAGGUCGGGCCAGCUGCAGAGGGCCGUGCGACGGCGAGUCGAGCCGCAGCGCGGGGCCGCUUUCGGUGCAGAUUGAGAACACGCCGCUGCUGUGUCCUUUCCAUCUUCAGCCAGUGCCCGAGCCUGAAACAGUGUUAAAAAACCAGGAGGUGGAAUUUGGUAGAAAUAGAGAGAGACUCCAGUUUUUCAAGUGGGGCUCCAAAAUGAUCCAGAACGUCUCAGUAAUUCCUCCUGGAACAGGAAUGGCCCACCAGGUGAACUUGGAGUAUUUGUCCAGAGUGGUGUUUGACGUUAAAGAUUUCCUCUACCCGGACAGCGUUGUUGGCACUGAUUCCCAUACAACAAUGGUGAAUGGCUUGGGAAUCUUGGGAUGGGGUGUCGGUGGCAUCGAAACAGAGGCGGUCAUGCUCGGAAUGCCAGUCGUCCUGACCUUGCCCGAGGUGGUUGGGUGUGAACUGACCGGCUCGGCCAGCCUGCUCGCCACAUCAAUAGACAUCGUCCUGAGCAUCACGAAGCAACUGAGGCAAGCAGGAGUGUCUGGGAAAUUCGUGGAGUUCUUCGGGUGCGGCGUUUCCCAGCUCUCCAUAGGCGACCGAACCACAAUUGCCAAUAUGUGUCCGGAGUACGGGGCUGUUUUGAGCUUUUUCCCUAUCGACAAUGUGACGCUCAAGCAUUUACAACACAGAGGCUUUGACGAGGUGAAGCUGAAAUCCAUGGAAACAUAUCUUAAAACUGUGAAACUGUUUAGAAACGAUCAGCUUUCCGCAGGAGAACCUGAAUAUUCCCAGACUGUACACAUAAAUCUGGGCUCCAUAGUGCCGUACGUCAGUGGCCCCAAAAGGGCACAGGAUCGAGUGGCCGUUACAGAUAUGAAAAGCGAUUUCCAGGCAUGCUUAAAUGAGAAGGCUGGCUUUAAAGGCUUUCAGAUCCCCCCCGAGAAGCAAAACGACGUCGUUCCGGUCGAGUUCGAAGGGAACGAGUACCAGCUGGCUCACGGGUCGGUGGUCAUCGCAGCGGUGAUCAGCUGCACAAACAACUGCAACCCCUCCGUCAUGCUAGGAGCAGGCUUGUUGGCCAAAAAAGCCGUUGAAGCUGGACUGACGGUGAAACCUUAUAUAAGAACUAGCUUGUUGCCCGGCAGUGGAAUGGUCACGCACUAUCUCAGUUCCAGUGGAGUACUGCCAUACCUCAAGAAACUUGGAUUUGAUGUAAUUGGCUACGGAUGCUCCACAUGCGUUGGGAACACUGCUCCUUUGCCAGAAGCGAUCCAGAAUGCGAUAAUGCAGGGCGACUUAGUUGCGUGUGGAGUUUUGUCUGGAAACAAAAACUUUGAAGGCCGCCUCUGUAGCUGUAUUCGUGCCAACUACCUUGCUUCUCCACCUUUGGUCGUUGCUUAUGCUAUAGCUGGGACUGUGAAUGUCGAUUUCCAGACUGAGCCAUUAGGGAUUGAUCCCACCGGCAAAAGCAUCUUCUUGCAUGAUAUUUGGCCCAGUCGAGAAGAGCUUCAGCAAGUGGAAGAAGAGUUGGUGAUAUCAUCCAUGUUUAAAGACCUGAAGGAGAAAAUGGAGAAAGGUAAUAAGCGGUGGGAUUCUCUGGAUGCGCCAGAGUCGGUUUUAUUUACGUGGGAUUGGAAAUCGACGUAUAUUAGAUGCCCUUCUUUUUUUGAUAAGCUUGCCAAAGAACCACCACCUCUUCAGUCCAUUGAAAACGCGCACGUCUUGCUGCAUUUGGGGGAUUCCGUCACAACCGACCACAUCUCGCCAGCUGGGAGCAUCGCGAGAGGAAGCGCAGCUGCCAGAUACUUGUCAAACAAAGGCCUUACCCCCCGUGAGUUCAAUUCGUACGGCGCUCGGCGCGGGAACGACGCUGUCAUGACGCGAGGUACCUUCGCGAACAUCAAGCUCUUCAACAAAUUCAUUGGGAAGGCGGCUCCUAAAACGGUUCAUUUCCCGACAGGGAAGACGAUGGAUGUAUUUGAUGCAGCAGAGGCAUAUCAGAAAGAGAACAUCCCUUUGAUUAUCUUGGCAGGCGCGAAGUACGGACUCGGGAACUCCAGAGACUGGGCUGCCAAAGGACCAUUCUUACUAGGGGUGAGAGCAGUUAUUGCUGAAAGCUAUGAGAAGAUCCAUAAAGGGCAGCUGAUCGGGAUUGGCAUCGCUCCGCUUCAGUUCCUCCCUGGGGAAAACGCGAGUUCCUUGGGCCUGACCGGCAAAGAGCAGUUUUCUAUCCCCUUUCCUCAAAAGCUCUCUCCUGGAAUGACCCUUGAUGUAAAGACAAAUACCGGAAAACUGUUCCGUGUGAUCGCCUCUUUCGACAGCGAUGUGGAAGUAACAUUAUACAGACAUGGCGGCAAUCUUAACUAUAUGGUCCGAAGGCUCUUGUAGAGCCCAACUGGGCGUCUUUG
Molecule: messenger RNA, 2964 nt
Organism: Euleptes europaea (tarantolino)
Lineage: Eukaryota; Metazoa; Chordata; Lepidosauria; Squamata; Sphaerodactylidae
Gene: IREB2
Product: iron responsive element binding protein 2
Exons: 22
Coding region: 65-2944 (959 amino acids)
Biological process (GO): citrate metabolic process; tricarboxylic acid cycle
Cellular component (GO): mitochondrion; cytosol
Molecular function (GO): 4 iron, 4 sulfur cluster binding; aconitate hydratase activity; iron-responsive element binding
Source: RefSeq, a predicted model, not a curated record